Oncorhynchus tshawytscha (Chinook salmon) is the source of this 5795-nucleotide messenger RNA. RefSeq names its product ubiquitin carboxyl-terminal hydrolase 20-like. Gene Ontology annotation, biological process: protein deubiquitination. Gene Ontology annotation, molecular function: cysteine-type deubiquitinase activity; zinc ion binding. The coding region runs from base 168 to 3041 and encodes 957 amino acids. The record is from RefSeq and is a predicted model, not a curated record. Lineage: Eukaryota; Metazoa; Chordata; Actinopteri; Salmoniformes; Salmonidae. The transcript is spliced from 26 exons.
GCAUAACAACACUGACGUAAAACCAAUCUGUACGACGGCAGCACCAGCAGCUAACAGUAGUACAAUCACUAGUUAGACGUUAACUUACUGUUUGGCUAUCUUUAACGGAAUUUUUCCGGUAAAUGAACUGUUCUGACAUCGCCUGGUGUUGAAGAAGUUUAACAGACAUGAGUGACCAGGGGGACAUUUGUCCCCACCUGAAUUCCAUAGGGGAGGUAACCAAGGAGGAGCUUCUGCAGAAAUCCAAGGGAUCCUGCCAGUCAUGUGGAGUGGGAGGUCCCAACCUCUGGGCCUGUCUGCAGAGCGAGUGUCAAUAUGUUGGCUGUGGAGAAACCUUUUCCGACCACAGCACCCUACAUGCACAGGCAAAUAAACACAACCUGACGGUGAACCUGACCACUUUCAGGAUCUGGUGCUAUGUGUGUGAGAGGGAGGUGUUUCUGGAGCAGAGGCCUGCAGUUGUACCUGCAAUGUCUGCCACACACACUCCCCACCACUGUAAAGCUAAGGAACACCAGGUACGCCAUCGCACAAAGGAUGCAGUUCAUCAACCAGUGAGUCACCACCACCCGUUGAAAGCAGUCCCUAUCGCGGUAGCCGAAGAAGAAUGGUCAGAGUCAGAGGAGGAUGUGCUCAAACCCAGAGGUUUGACAGGGAUGAAGAAUAUUGGUAACUCUUGCUACAUGAACGCAGCGCUUCAAGCCCUGUCCAACUGUCCUCCUCUCACUCAGUUCUUCCUGGACUGCAGUGGACUGGUGCGGACUGACAAAAAGCCCGCACUGUGCAAAAGCUACCAGAAACUCAUCUCUGAGCUCUGGCACAAGAAACGGCCCAGUUACGUAGUCCCCACCAGUCUGUCCCAGGGCAUCAAGCUGGUCAACCCCAUGUUCCGUGGCUACGCCCAGCAGGUAGGGGCAAGCUCCCAGCAGGACACCCAGGAGUUUCUGCGCUGUCUGAUGGACCAGCUCCACGAGGAGCUCAAAGAGCCACAGGCAGAGUGUGGUGGGGGAGGGGAGGGGGAUGAGAGGAGGGAUGGGGGCGACCGCUCCCCCUCUGAGGACGAGUUCCUCUCCUGCGACUCUGGCGCCAGCAGCGACCGGGGGGAGGGAGGGGGACUGGGGGAGCCCGAGCUGCUCAUUCAGGACGAGUGUGGGGUGGGGCCGAGAGUUGGAGGAGGGGGGACAGGCACGGGCGGAGGGGUUGGCACAGGUGGGCCCAUCUCAGAGAAAGAGAGGCUGAAGGAGAAAAGGGUGUUGGGCUCACCCCUCCACAGGGGCUCCCAGGAGAUGGACGAGGACGCUGAUGUGGAUACGACAGUGGCCGAAGAGGGUGGUCUGGAGAGGGGAGCGGAGGAGGAAGAGGGGACCCCCCCUAGCCCUAGGCCACAGAGUCAGACACAGGGGCAGACGCAGAGCAACAGCACUCCAGAGCCAGACAAUGAGGCAUCGAUGCAGAAGCGCCCCCAGUCUCGCCCCUGCAGCCCCGUCCGUACUGUCCAGGAACUGCACCCUAAACUCUCCCCCAGCCCCACUCGCUCCAGCCCCUUCCGCUCUGCAGGGCCCGAAUACUCUUUUAAGAAAGCCCAGCUGUUCCUGGGUGCCAAGAAGCAGAAGCAGUCUCACUACCGCAGCGUCAUCUCAGACAUCUUCGACGGGUCAAUCCUCAGCCUGGUCCAGUGUCUGACUUGUGACAGGGUGUCGACCACAGUGGAGACCUUCCAGGACCUGUCCCUGCCCAUCCCAGGUAAGGAGGACCUGGCCAAGCUACACUCCUCCAUCCACCAGAACCUCCCAGCCAAGACCGGGGUAUCUCUGGACGUCUACGGCUCCCAGGGCUGGAUCACCUACAUCAUGGACUCCAUACGCAGGUUUGUGGUGUCCUGUAUCCCCAGUUGGUUUUGGGGUCCUAUGGUCACACUGGAGGAUUGCCUCGCCGCCUUCUUCGCCGCUGAUGAGCUCAAAGGGGACAACAUGUACAGCUGUGAAAGGUGUAAAAAAUUGAGAAAUGGUGUAAAAUAUUGCAAAGUACUUCGGCUACCUGAGAUCCUGUGCAUCCACCUGAAACGUUUUCGCCACGAGGUGAUGUACUCCUUCAAGAUCAACAGCCACGUGGCCUUCCCAUUGGAGGGCCUCGAACUCCGACCUUUCCUGGCCAAGGACAGCCCUUCUCAGGUCACCACCUAUGACCUGCUGUCCGUUAUCUGUCACCAUGGCACCGCAGGCAGUGGUCACUACAUAGCGUACUGUCAGAACGUGAUCAAUGGUCAGUGGUAUGAGUUUGAUGACCAGUAUGUAACGGAGGUCCAUGAGACUGUGGUGCAGAAUGCUGAGGCCUAUGUCCUCUUCUACAGGAAGAGCAGUGAGGAGUCGGUGAGGGAGAGGCAGAAGGUGGUAGAUUUAGCUAGCAUGAAGGAGCCAAGCCUGCUGCAGUUCUACAUCUCCAGAGAGUGGCUGAACAAGUUCAACACUUUCACUGAGCCAGGGCCCAUCAGCAACCACACCUUCCUCUGCCAGCACGGAGGGAUCCCGCCCAAUAAGUACCACUACAUCGACGACCUGGUGGUGAUCCUGCCCCAGAACGUGUGGGAGUACCUGUACAACAGUUUUGGAGGAGGUCCAGCAGUGAACCACUUGUACGUGUGUGCCAUCUGCCAGGUGGAGUUAGAGGCUUUGGCCAAACGCAGGAAGGUGGAAAUAGACACCUUUAUCAGGUUGAAUAAAGAGUUCCAAGCGGAGGAGGCUCCUACAGUCAUCCUGUGUAUCAGUAUGCAGUGGUUCAGAGAGUGGGAGAGCUUUGUCAAGGGCAAAGACAAUGAGCCCCCUGGUCCUAUUGACAACAGUAAGAUUGGUGUCAUGAAAGGGGGACACGUACAGCUCAAGCAAGGGGCUGACUAUGGUCAGAUCUCAGAGGAGACGUGGCAGUAUCUCCUCGGUAUCUAUAGUGGAGGGCCUGAGAUUGCUGUGAGACAGACGGUGCCGGCCACCAACACAGAUGGCCUGCAUGGAGAGAGGAAGAUCGAGGCAGAGACCAGGGCACUCUGAGAAAUGGUUGUCUGUGUUUGACACCCCUGUACACUAGCCCUCACUGGAGCGGAGGUGGUUGAUUUGCACCUGGGUGAAGAGAAGCCUUAUAGGUUGUCUGUGUUUGACACCCCUGUACACUAGCCCUCACUGGAGCGGAGGUGGUUGAUUUGCACCUGGGUGAAGAGAAGCCUUAUAGGUUGUCUGUGUUUGACACCCCUGUACACUAGCCCUCACUGGAGCGGAGGUGGUUGAUUUGCACCUGGGUGAAGAGAAGCCUUAUAGGUUGUCUGUGUUUGACACCCCUGUACACUAGCCCUCACUGGAGCGGAGGUGGUUGAUUUGCACCUGGGUGAAGAGAAGCCUUAUAGGUUGUCUGUGUUUGAUACCCCUGUACACUAGCCCUCACUGGAGCGGAGGUGGUUGAUUUGCACCUGGGUGAAGAGAAGCCGUAUAGGUUGUCUGUGUUUGACACCCCUGUACACUAGCCCUCACUGGAGGGGAGGUGGUUGAUUUGCACCUGGGUGAAGAGAAGCCUUAUAGGUUGUCUGUGUUUGACACCCCUGUACAGUAGCCCUCACUGGAGCGGAGGUGGUUGAUUUGCACCUGGGUGAAGAGAAGCCUUAUUGUGAGCACUUUGUUAAAUGUAGCAACGCGCCUUAUUCUAUUACCUGUGCAGGAAGACAUAUUGAUCAAUUAUCAUCAUAGUGUAGUAGAAAAGGUGUUAUUUAUUGAACUCUUAAGAUGUUUUAGUAAGAAAAUAUACAUUAUGUGACACCAUGUCUUCGAAGCUAUUGUGGUAGUUGCAAUAGGUUGGUGACAUCAAAAUCUAAAUUGCUGCUGUACUACUGUAGUUGGUGUGUCAUAUCGUUAAUGGUGUCCUGCACUCAGAUGAGAGGCAGAGGGAGGAAGGGAAUGGCGUGCCGAGAGGCGUGACAUCAUCAGUGUUAAUUGCUACUUGACAACUCGGGUGAACUUGUACUAAUCUUUUUUUGCUGCAGGCCCCAAACAACAAACAUUCAAUGACUACACGUUUGUCACUCCGAGACGAUGGAAGAGGAUGGAUGUUAAAAUUUAAAAAAGGCUGUUCAGAGCGUGUUGAAUGUUGCGAUCUUGUUGAAGUGUUCCACUCCCUUUCCGAGGAGAACUGCAAAGUUGUCAGAUUGUCGUGACUCGUGGCGUCUCAUCGCAUAGUCAAUUAAUUAAUUUAUUUAAGUCAUACAGAUCGAGACUUAUCCCAUCAAUAUCCCUUAGUAGUGUAAAUUUACAUACCGUAUGAACAAGCAGAUUAGGUUGUCUCUCUCCCUCUCCAUUCCUUAGGAGAAUAGACUGUUCCCAGGUCUAUUUGUGCUGUCUUACCAACCCUCCGGUUUCUGCAGCCCCAGUUUAGGAUAGGAUAUCAGGCUAGGAGGAGAGGAAAGAGAGGGGGGAGAUCCCGUCCACCUGGAGGGGUAGGUGUGGAAGAGGUGUAAAGAGGUGUGUCGGUCACCCGUCUAAAGUGAGUGUUGCUCAGAUGUCUCGUACUUCUCAGCUCAGCAAAACUCCAUUUCCCAGAAUUCACCACUCCCCCAGUUUACUAGCCUGCACCUGUCUGCACUCGUCCUUCUGCUUGGAAAAUAUGGGAGGCAGGUAGCCUAGCUGUUAAGAGCAUUGGGCCAGUAACCGAGAAGUCUCUGGUCCGAAUCUCCGAGCUGACUAAGUGAAAAGUCUGUCAAUGUGCCCUUGAGCAAGGCACUUCCCCCUAAUUGCUCCUGUGUGUUGCUCUGGAUAAGCGUGUCUGCUAAAUGACUUAAAAUGUCAAAUAUUAUAAUCCCCCUCAUCCCUCCCACCAUAAAGGUACAAUUCCCUUUACUGUGCAUGUAUAUACUGCACGCUAAAACAGAGGUUCAAACUUGUUUUUUGGUAGGUAGGACGAUGUUUUGUACUUUGACAAGAGAUGAUGCAAGUGGUGAUGUCAUUAUGAGCUUCCCCUGAUUUCCCUGAGCCAACCGUUUAAUGGUUAAAUGACAAGCGUGUCAAUGGCUACUGUAGUAAUGUAAUGGAUGCGGUCCAAACAGUGUUUGAACCUAAAAGUAGAGGUUUGAAAAACAUCUGAGUGAUUCUGUGCUGCCGUGCUGGUAAGUGGUAUGUCAGUGUCCAAAGAGUAAUUAUGUCGUUUUUUUAAAAGAUAAUGUAAUUUUUUCCCCUUUUUAAAAUAGAUAUAUAAUAUAUAUAUACUUUUUUUGUACUGUAUUUUUGUCAAUUUGGUACAGAUGUGAAACCUCCAAGAGUGUCUGUUUUUUUUUUAUAGAGAAGUGCAAUGAAACAUUUCUGGCUGUCUGUGCUCAGACACCUCUUAGAGUUAUUAUUGUUGUUGUUAUUAUUAUUAAAGUCUGCUGAUAGGUUGCUAAAGCAUUGUACAUUUGUUAUGACAGUGGACUACAGUGACGAUCCUGGUUGGUGUGUUUAUGUUGGGUUGUUUGCACACACACACACACACACACACACACACACACACACACUCGCUUGGAAGGGUUUUAUUUUCACUUGUUGAUGAUUUAACAUUAAGACAUUGCUGUGGUGGAAUUGAUUGCGUAGAUAAUGACUCGCCUCUGUCUUUAUCCAAAAGAAUAAUAGUAAUUAAUCAACUUGUUUUUCAAUGACUAUAGUGUGUCUGUCAUGGUCACAGCAAUGAUGAUCUAUUGAUGCUGUUUGUCUUCGUGGUACAUCCAGACUCAGAUGAGUGUCUGUAAAACUGAUGUAAUGAUUAUAUGAUUAAAAGGCUUCUUUCAUUUG